Messenger RNA from Antechinus flavipes (yellow-footed antechinus), 2186 nucleotides. It is a transcript of the gene SEPTIN12, whose product is annotated as septin 12. Gene Ontology annotation, cellular component: septin complex; septin ring; cell division site. Gene Ontology annotation, biological process: cytoskeleton-dependent cytokinesis. The transcript is spliced from 11 exons. Lineage: Eukaryota; Metazoa; Chordata; Mammalia; Dasyuromorphia; Dasyuridae. Bases 264 to 1334 code for a protein of 356 amino acids. Gene Ontology annotation, molecular function: GTP binding; molecular adaptor activity; GTPase activity. The record is from RefSeq and is a predicted model, not a curated record.
UCAGUUAACUGUCAUCUACUCCCCCCCCACCCCACUACAGUCAUACACUGAACCUCCGAGAUCGAGGUGACCUCUCUCCAUAGCUGACUCCCUUCAGAGUGACCAGGAUAAAUGGACUCUUGGUCAGGAAGAAUCUCCCCUUGAUGAGUCCCACUUCUUCUACGGGAAGGUGAGCUUGUCACCUUUCCAUUGAUGGGGACAGAUCACCCCUUCCCCACUCUUCAACAGACGAAGGGUUUGACUGGGCACACAGACCUACCACCAUGGCAGGAACCUCAAAACGUCCCACCUCGCCCUGCUCCCCACAACCUUCCAGCCCCAGAGCUUCCUCCUGCGAGAUGUUUGGCUAUGUGGGGAUUGAGGCUGUGCUGGACCAGCUGAAGAUCAAAGCUAUGAAAACUGGUUUUGAAUUCAACAUCAUGGUUGUUGGGAGGAGUGGAUUAGGUAAGUCCACAAUGGUAAACACUUUGUUCAAGUCCAAGGUGUGGAAAUCAUCACCAGUGAACAAGUUGGGACCUUUACCUCAAACCCUUCAACUGCAAUCUGUUACCCAUACAAUUGAGGAGAAGGGAGUGAAACUGAAGCUGACAGUGACAGACACACCUGGAUUUGGGGACCAGAUCAACAAUGAUAAGUGUUGGGACCCCAUCCUGAACUACAUCAAUGAUCAAUAUGAGCGCUACCUGCAGGAGGAAGUUCUCAUCACUCGGCAGCACCACAUCCCUGACACACGAGUGCACAUCUGUGUGUACUUUGUGCCUCCCACAGGGCACUGCCUUCGGCCUCUAGACAUUGAGUUUCUGAAGCGUCUAUGUCGAGUGGUAAAUGUUGUUCCUGUUAUUGCCCGGGCAGACAGCCUCACCUUAGAAGAGAGGGAAGCUUUCAGGUGGCAGAUUCAGGAGGAUCUGAAGAACAAUGGCAUCUUUGUUUACCCCCAGAAGUGCUUUGAUGAAGACACUAAUGACAAAACUUUGAAUGACAAGAUCCGGGAGAAGAUCCCUUUUGCUGUGGUUGGGGCAGAUCGUGAACAUAUGGUUAAUGGGAAAUGUGUCCUUGGCCGGAAGACAAAAUGGGGAAUCAUUGAAGUGGAGAACAUGGCUCAUUGUGAAUUCCCACUCCUGAGAGACUUGCUCAUCCGCUCCCAUAUGCAGGACCUUAAAGACAUCACCCAUAAUGUUCACUAUGAAAAUUAUCGAGUACACAGAUUAAAUGAGAGUCACCUAUUAACAAAGGGGGCUGGAUGGGUGACCUUGAGCCCACCCACCCGAAGGACCUCUGCUGGAACCAGCCGAAGCCAGCGCUGGAACCGAGAGGACACAGAAAGUGGCUGCUGAAUCAAUACUACACACAAAUCUCUCAAACAUCUCAUACUCAAAUCCCCUUAGACUCUCAAUCUCACAACUCUUCUUUAUGCUUUACCCUUUUAACCACAAUCAGAUAAAUUUGGGUUCUCUCAAGAAAGCAGGCCUUGGUCCCACCAAUUCCAACCAUUCUCCUAUCUUUGUACUAACUAUGGGAGUAUCAAGUUAGAAAUUUUGCCUUUGAAAAGUUGUGCUUUGUAAAUUGCUUGAUUUUUGCGCUUCAAUGAAUUUUUAUGAAUAAAAAUAUAACUUUUAAAAAAAGGUUUUUAUAACCAAAAGACUCUCUGGGCCCAAUUGCCAGGAGUCUUGUAGGAUUUGUAGGGUUUCCUUGGCCUCAAUCUUACUUUAACCUAGUAUAACUUACAAGUUGCAUUUGAAACUUGUAAUCCCUAAAUAAAUUACAUAUUUCCUCAUGGACAAGUUAUCCAUUCCAAACUCCUUUUCAAAACCCACUUUGAGAUAACAUAGCAAGUAGUUGUUGAUUUCACUUGACUAUUCACCAUGAUUACAUUUCCCAGAAAUCUUCAUCUAUUUGUUCAAUAUUGUAUAUCCUUCAUAUCUUUCUACCUUUUCCUUCUAUCAUAAGAUACAUGUAUGUCACAGCUUAUUAGGAUAUUUGAAAAGCUUUGCCUUAACCAGCCUAUAGAUUAAAACACAAGUAACCCAGAACAGUCUUGAGAGGGAGGAAGAUCUUUUACUUUCUGGGUCCCAACGGUAAUCAACUUUAUCAUUAACCAGUAUUCACUGAGUAUGGCACUUUGUUGAACAAAUCAUUGCCCUAAAUCUUGUACAGGAUUAAAAUUCAUUCCAGGUUCCUUCCACAAA